Messenger RNA from Arabidopsis lyrata subsp. lyrata, 1802 nucleotides. RefSeq names its product transcription factor MYBS3. The record is from RefSeq and is a predicted model, not a curated record. Gene Ontology annotation, molecular function: DNA binding. Gene Ontology annotation, biological process: response to ethylene; response to auxin; response to gibberellin. NCBI's taxonomy places the organism in Eukaryota, Viridiplantae, Streptophyta, Magnoliopsida, Brassicales, Brassicaceae. Bases 333 to 1496 code for a protein of 387 amino acids. The transcript is spliced from 3 exons.
GAAAGAAGCGAUAGUAUAAAUUAGUUCUUUGUCAUAAACGAUAAUUUCCAGGUAAGAUUAAGGAUAAAACAAAAAGCUUAGAAUAGCAAUUUAAAACACGAAUUCAACGUACGAUCCACCACAAUCCUCGUCGUCUUUCAAACACAAAAUUCCGAAAUUAACCUUACCUUCUUCUUUCCUUAAGAAAUCAAAACCAAGUCCUCAUCUUUUUUUUUUCUAUGGUCGCAAUUAUCUCUAUCUAAAAUCUUCUUGUGUAUACGCUAAUCUUAUUUUCACGAAGCAUUUAUUACCAAAAGGUUCUCUCUUUUUUUGUUUGUUUGUGUUUUGUGUGAAUGACUCGUCGGUGUUCGCAUUGUAGUAACAAUGGGCACAAUUCACGCACGUGUCCAACGCGUGGUGGUGGCACGUGCGGUGGAAGUGGCGGAGGUGGUGGAGGUUCUUGUUCCUCCUCCACCGUGAAGUUAUUCGGCGUAAGGUUAACGGAUGGGUCGAUUAUUAAAAAGAGUGCGAGUAUGGGUAAUCUCUCGGCAUUGGCUGUUGCGGCGGCGGCGGCGACGCACCACCGUUUAUCUCCGUCGUCUCCUCUGGCGACGUCAAAUCUUAAUGAUUCGCCGUUAUCGGAUCAUGCCCGAUACUCUAAUUUGCAUCAUAACGAAGGGUAUCUAUCUGAUGAUCCUGCUCAUGGUUCUGGGUCUAGUCACCGUCGUGGAGAGAGGAAGAGAGGUGUUCCUUGGACUGAGGAGGAACACAGGCUAUUCUUAGUAGGUCUUCAGAAACUCGGGAAAGGAGAUUGGCGCGGUAUUUCGAGAAACUAUGUAACUUCAAGAACUCCUACACAAGUGGCUAGUCAUGCUCAGAAGUAUUUCAUUCGCCAUACUAGUUCCAGCCGCAGGAAAAGACGGUCUAGCCUAUUCGACAUGGUUACCGAUGAGAUGGUUACCGAUUCAUCGCCAACGGAAGACCAGAGUCAUCAGACCUUAAACCGUUUCUCUCCAAGCAAGGAACCUGAAAACAAAAUCUACCUUCCUUCACUUGAGCUCUCACUAAAUAAUACCACGGAAUCUGAAGUGGUCGUAGCCACGGCGCCACCACAGGAAAAAACUGAAGAAACUAUAGAACCAUCAAAUGGGGUUUCACCAAUGGUAGUCCCGGGCGGCUUCUUUCCACCUUGUUUUCCAAUCACUUACACAAUUUGGCUACCUGCGACUUCCACUUCACUUCAUGGUACAGAACAUGCCUUAGAAGCUGAGACUUCUUCUCAGCAGCAUCAGGUCCUAAAACCAAAACCUGGAUUUGCUAAAGAACGUGUGAACAUGGACGAGCUGGUCGGUAUGUCUCAGCUUAGCAUAGGAAUGGCGACAAGACACGAAAGUGAAACUUCCCCUUCCCCUCUAUCUUUGAAACUAGAGCCCUCAAGGCCAUCAGCGUUUCACUCAAACGGCUCGGUUACUGGCGCAGAUUUGAGUAAAGGCAACAGCGCGAUUCAGGCGAUCUGAAAAGUCCUUGUUAUUGUGUUAAAGAAUGAAGAAGGAAGACCCUGACCGGAUUAAAUCAAAGGAUGUUCCUGGUUUAGGACGAAACAAUCCAAGCCAUAAGCCAUUAGAGAGAAUCAGAGAACAAGUACUUACAAUGAAAAAACAGAGCAAACUGUAACAAUAGACUUACCAAACAGUCAAACGCAUUUCUCAGCAUCGCGUCAUACUUACAUAAGCUAAGCGUAAUUUACAAUUUUACUCUUCAUUUUAAUGUUUUAAGGCAUAUAAUUUAGAGAAUCGACAAUAAGAAAUGUUACAAAACAUAAA